Ectocarpus siliculosus is the source of this 3944-nucleotide messenger RNA. NCBI's taxonomy places the organism in Eukaryota, Phaeophyceae, Ectocarpales, Ectocarpaceae. The record is from the annotation of a GenBank genome assembly.
AUGGUGGGGAGCGACACGAUGGUGGUUGUCUCAUCGUCCAGACCGACCCCGCCGGGCUCGGCCACCACAGCCACCGCUAAGGAGGAACGGGAGGUUCCCAGCAAGGGAAUCACGGCUCCAACUUCUUCGAUGGCGGAACUCUUAGCCCGCGGUGGCAACUCGGGGGACCUUCAGGUGUCGUGUCAACGACCGAAGGCGGAGCCCGCGGCGGCAGAGCAGCAGCCCUGCGCCAACGGCAACAGCAGCGGUGCCGCCACCGAGACGGCGAUCGGCGACGAGACUGUCACCGGGUGUCCCUCCUCGCCCACCAGCCCGUCCUCGGGGCGUGUCCUUGGUUCGCCGUCGUCCUGCUCGUCUUGCGGCCACACGGCGUUGUCGACAUCGCCCCCGCUUGCCGCCGUUAGCGGCGGCGGCGGCGGUGGUGGUGGGUCGAGAGCGGCGACGGCGGCGGCAGCCGUAGCCGGACAGCGACCGAGAGCGAGCGGCUGUGCGGCGGCGGCGGCGGCGGCGGCGGCUCCCGUGUGUGAAAGCCUGACGGCCCCGCUGCCGUUGCCGGGCACUACUAGCAAGGCUGACGAUGGGAACGAUGACGGGCACGCGGAUCCCUCCGGCUCGUCUCAGUCUCGUCGAGCGUUUUUCCUGUCGUUUGACGAGGACGCAGAACGCUUAGCCGGCGGCGUGGGGCGGGCGAGCGAGGAGAUUGGUCAGUGUCGGGAUGGCGGUGGUGUGUCUGCCGUUGAAACGGCCGCAGGGCGAGAAAACCUCCCCGCUGCCGGAAGGGAUUUUUAUCCCCCCGCCGCCGCCGCCGCCGCCGCCGCCGCUUCCCCGCGAGCUGCUGCCGUUGCCGGUGAUAACGCGGGCAUCCACCACCACGACAACAGUGACGGGGAGAAGGCGUCGCUCUCCCAGCAGGUGGAGUCUCUGCUGGCGAGAGUGGAAUUCCUGGAGAAACAGCGAUCGUUCGAAGGGGCGGGGGUCGGGUGUCGCGGGAGCGGGAGCUUGUUGAACAACCGGCGGGGCUCCGAGGUUGGGUUCUUGCAGGAGGAGCACCCCGGGGGGGGAGGGGAUCGAGGGGCACCGCCGCUGAUCCUGACGCCCCCUCCGAGGCUAGGCGGCCACCGCGCUGGCGGGGGGGAGGGGCACCACGCGGUCGGGGUCAGCACGACGCCUUUCACGGGGCUAGAUGUUCUCUUUCGCACGCCCAAGCAACCGCAAGAAAGUGCGGAGCGAUACAGCCAGCACGUCAUCCACCCCCCGCUGUCCCCAAGCCGUGGGAAAACACGCUGGGCCGCCCCCCGCGUCCCCCCCACGGACGGGGGCAACAGCAACGUGGGCCACCCGGAGUCGCCGAGAAGAUCACGCCUGACUUGGUGCGCCGGAGACGGCCAGGAAGCCAUCGAAGCCAGGGGGGGCAGAGCGCCCCCGCGGGCCCAAGGGGAGGGGCCAGCGGUGCAGCAGCCACCGUCGCCCCCCCUUUACAGCCUGGGGGAUGCGCGAGGGAAGUGGGCGUUGGAAGCGAGGUCGCCCUCUGACCUGGGGGGUGACGGGAGGAGCUUGUCGCAGAAUGCGGCGCGCGACGGAGGGGAGGGGGGCGGGGGUUCGCGUCCCCGGUCUGCGACGGAGGGAGUGGCAGGGGGCGGGGACGGUGCGGGAGGCGAAAGGGGGAGGAGCCUGUUUUCGAGCGACCGACAUACCAGAAGGUCCGACCACGAAACGUACAGCCCCGACGGAUCGACAAAACGUGGCAGCCCCAGGCACAGGAGCAGCCCACGGAGCCCCCGGAAAAGCUCUCGAAUGGCUCACCGCUGUUCACAUGCACAGGGUGAGCAAGGUGCUCGUGCUGCCGGGAGCGAAGCAGUUGCCGGGGGGGAGGUUGGCGGCGAUGUUGCUGCCGACGGAGGUGGUGCUGGUGCGUUCGCUGAGGGAGGGGUGGCGGCGGGGCCAAUCUCUCUGCUGGGGUACUUGAGGGUGGAGGUGUUUGGAGCAGAGGACCAUGGGGUGGUGGAUACUCAGGCGAACCGCACGGUGAGAAAUUUCCUGACGGUCCCGAGGCAGCUAGAGAGGCUGCUGCUGUUCGGCAUGCUGGUCUGCCUCGACACCUUCCUGUACGUCACGACCUUCCUGCCAAUCAGGAUCGUCAUCGGUGUCGUUUCGUCCCUCUUCUCUCUCCUCACAAGACGUAGGAGACCGUCCGUGAACCGGCCGCUGGUGUACGACUGGAUGCGCGGAGCGACCUUCGCCGCCGCUCUGGGCUCCCUCCAGUUCCUGGAGAUGUCCCGCGUGUACCACUACAUCCGGGGGCAGGCGAUGGUGAAGCUGUACGUGCUGAUCGCCAUGGUGGAGAUCUUCGACAAGCUCAUGUGCUCCUUCGGGCAAGACGCGCUGGACUCGCUGUACCUGAGUACCGUGCACAAGAAGAAGCGGAGGGUGCUGGUGCACUUCACGAUUGUGUGCGUGACGGCGUGCCUGCAUAGCCUGCUUCUCUUCGUGCACGUCACCACGCUCACAGUCGCCGUAAACUCCUCGGACCAGGCUUUGCUGACCCUCCUAAUCUCUAACAACUUCGCCGAGAUCAAGAGCUCGGUGUUCAAGAAGUUCGACAAGCACAACCUGUUCCAGCUCUCCUGCCACGACGUCGUGGAACGGUUCAAGCUGGCGCUGUUCCUGGCGAUGAUCAUGCUGCUCAACGUGUGCCAGGGAGGCUUAGACGACCCGGUGGCGCAGUUUUCUGUCAUCUUCGCCAUGGUUUUCGGAGGCGAAGUGCUGGCGGACUGGAUAAAGCACGGUUUCAUCAUCAAGUUCAACCAGCUCACGCCCUCUAUCUACGAUGAGUACUCGACGAUUCUCGCAAGAGAUGUGGCGGCGUUCCGGAAGGAUGACGGGUCUACCCUCGACCACACGCACUUCGUCGCGAGACGGUUGGCGUUCGCGACGGUGCCCCUGAACUGUGUCAUGAUUCGAUUCGUUCAGAUGGCGGUACCGAAGCUGUUGCAGAGGUUACCGGAUGCGCCUCCGUCUGCUCUGUGGGUUUCGGCGAUCCUUUUCUACUUGAUGGCACUCGCCCUCAAGGUCUUGACGGGCAUCAAGCUGAUGGCCGACUCGUGCACGCUGCACCCGGAGGCCGUGAUCUCGAGCUCGGCGGCGGCGUCCUGGCUUCGCUCGCCGGUGCAUGGCGCCCACAAGACACGGAAAGAGCUUUCGCUGGAGAAGCUGUCGACGAUCGAGCGUUUCACGCUGUGGAAGGGGAGAAUAGUCUAAUAAAUCGUCCUCCCGUGGCCGCGUCGCGACGGAGGGUACGUGCUGUGCCUCGGAGAUGUGAAACCCUUCUUCGUAGGCAUGGGUGAAGCCACUUCGAUAUUCGAUGGGCAUCUUCGAUGGGCAUCUUCGAUGGGCAUCUGGGGCUCUUCGUUCCGCCUCCCGGACACGUGUGGUGGCGAAGGAAGAUGGCUGUGUUGGCUCUGGGGCCGCGAUAGCCGAUCUUUCUUCGUAAGGGGCGUGGAGCCUUUCACCACGCACGUUGAUUGCCGACGGGUGGGAAUGACGAAAUGUGUUUGGUUCUUGGCAGCUGGCUGGUGUCGAUUCGGCAUAUGUUUUCACGAUUCUAGUGCUGCCGCCGAGGCUUGUCGGACAUCACUCCCCCUCUGGGCUUGUGUCCUUGUCGGAGAGUGCAAAGCCCGUGAGGGCUAGGGGGUAGUGUGGGCUCGUUUUGGCCACGUGCAUAUGCCCUCGAACCCGGCCCGGCUGUUUCGAUUCAACGGCAUCACAGGGAGGACACAGCAACGCCUUGUGUGACAUUGCUUUUGGCGCAGUUGUCGACUGGCCGGCCUCGCCAGUAACCGUUACACGUACUUCACGGUUGUAGUUCGCCGGUCGCACGAGCGACCGGGAUUGUCGGGUAUUGAGUCCAUGAUACCUGCGCUUGCUUGAUAAUCUUGCCCCCCCCC